Molecule: messenger RNA, 1131 nt
Organism: Amoebophrya sp. A120
Lineage: Eukaryota; Dinophyceae; Syndiniales; Amoebophryaceae
Source: the annotation of a GenBank genome assembly
UCUGCCCCUUAUGGCCACCCCGGUAAUAAAGAAUUGUAUCGAGCUUUAACCUUAUCUCGAUUCAUGAUCCCGAUAGCUGUCGACCUUUAUCUUUUUUUCAAACAAAGUGCAGGAAAUUUGUAAAGUGCAGCUCGCUGCCAGUCGCAGACGAUUACAUACUGUUUUUUCGCGUUGAUCGUGAAGGGCCAUUCUUCUGAAGUUGACCCUCGUCUCAAUUUACUUCACAGCAACUUCCUCAACAGCCACUACUUGUGGUUCGAAAACUUAACCUCGAAGUACAUCAUCUGCAGUCGGAAGUAAAAGAUCAGAAGCCAAAUCAUGCCGAAGAAGACUACCACCUUGUUCGCCGGCGCGCAGGUCGCGGCCGCUUUGAAGCAGGGCAGUGAAGGGACCGACGGCCAGAAGAUGGCGGAGAAGUCGGUCGCGAAGGGGGGGGGGGUGCGGUUGGCAUCGUCCACUCCCCGCGCACUUCCAAGAUGAUGGAGGACCGGGCAGGUACAGAAUAUUUUUUCACGCCUGGUCGUGCGGGCUGGUGAUGGGCCGCUACAAGUGAUUGCACAAAGCAGAUCUACUCGCAUAGACCAGCACAGAAUUUUUUAUACUGUGGCACUUUAUCGUGAACCGAAUGUAUCUCAAACCAAUCAAUACUAAUUGCUCUUUUCGUCUGCAACAGGCAAAACUGCGGGAAGCGCCACGAACAAGAUGCAAUCCUUCAAUGGCUUGGGAGAACCGGUAGGAUUCUUGCAAGUCUUUCACGGUGCUUCCAAAGGAUACCCAUGGUGUCGUGGACCUCUCUCUGGUCAAGGCUGGGCCGGUUUCAACACGACGCCGACGCCGACGAUGACUCUUGGGCCGCGUUGCACCACGUACGAUCCGGCCUAUGCUGAAGCAGACGUUCGUUCGGAUAAUGAUCAUCAUCAUGUUCAUGUUGGCGCGUGUCUCCAUUAUCACUUCCAUGGGAAUGGUGGUGCGUUUGAGAAGUGUGCCUGGAUGGUACCCAUCAACAGCUCUCCUGGUUCGAAUGUGCAAUGCACUCCAGUACCAAGCGGCGUUACCCCAAACCCCUUUCCCGGCUGGAAAUGUCGUGUUAACAGUGACAAGUCGUGUACGGCCGUGCCGGAGGGCCGCUGA